AUGGGCAGCAUCGGCACCAGCAGCAACCUGGAGAACACUCCCGCGCCUGGAGUGCCCUUCUACACUCCCGCCCAGAACCCCCCAGCCGGCACUCCUGUAGACAAAGAGUCGGCGCCGACUCUCUUCACGCCGCUGCGCAUGCGCUCCGUCGAGCUGCACAACCGCAUCGUCGUGUCUCCCAUGUGCCAGUACAGCGCCGACAACGGCCACUUGACUGACUACCAUCUGGUGCACCUCGGCCAGCUGGCGCUCCACGGCCCGGGCCUCAUCUUCGUCGAAGCCACCGCCGUUGAGCCCCGCGGCCGCAUCUCCCCUCAGGACUCUGGCCUGUGGCAGGACUCCCAGAUCGCUCCUCUGCGCCGAGUCACCGACUUCAUCCACAGCCAGGGCGUCAAGGCUGCCAUCCAGAUUGCCCACGCCGGCCGCAAGGCGAGCACUCUCGCUCCUUGGAUUGGCGGCACUGCGAACAAGGCCGUGGCCGAUGAGAGCGUCGGCGGAUGGCCAAAGGACGUCGUUGGCCCCAGUGCGAUUCCCUUCCACGAGGACCACGCUCAUCCCAAGGAAUUGACCAUUCAGGAGAUCAAGGGGCUUGUCCAUAAGUUUGCUGAGACUGCCAAGCGCGCCGUUGAGGCUGGAUUCGAUGUCAUUGAGAUCCACGGUGCUCACGGAUACCUCAUCAACGAGUUCCUGUCGCCUCUGAGCAACACACGAACUGACGAGUACGGCGGAAGCUUUGAGAACCGCACCCGCUUCGUCCGCGAAGUCACCGAGGCCGUCCGCGCCGUCAUCCCCGAGACCACGCCCCUCUGGCUUCGCGUCUCCGGCACCGAGUGGAUGGAGUGGGCCGGCCAGCCCUCAUGGACCGUGGAGGAAACCACCAAGCUCGCCAAGCUGGUGCCCUCAUGGGGCAUCGACGUCCUGGACAUUAGCAGCGGCGGCAACAGCUACGAGCAGCAGUUCCCCGACUCCAAGUCCUUCCAGAUCGACAUUGCACGCGACGUGCGCAAAACCCUCCGCGCCGAGGGCAUCGACCUAACCAUUGCAUCCGUUGGAUUCAUUACCAGCGCCCAGAUCGCCCACGACGUCGUCCAGGAGGGUCCCGAGGCUGCAGCCGACUUGGCCCUGGUGGCGAGACAGUUCCUGCGCGAGCCUGAGUGGGUGCUGAGAGUGGCCCACGAGCUCAAGGUGGCUGUCAAGUGGGCGAACCAGUACUCACGAGCUGGACCGCGAACGGACUUUAGCAAGAAGUUUUAA
Trichoderma gamsii is the source of this 1254-nucleotide messenger RNA. Its product is annotated as oxidoreductase. The transcript has 2 exons. The record is from RefSeq and is a predicted model, not a curated record. Gene Ontology annotation, molecular function: FMN binding; NADPH dehydrogenase activity; NADP binding. Gene Ontology annotation, cellular component: intracellular anatomical structure. Lineage: Eukaryota; Fungi; Ascomycota; Sordariomycetes; Hypocreales; Hypocreaceae. Bases 1 to 1254 code for a protein of 417 amino acids.